Molecule: messenger RNA, 8757 nt
Organism: Paramuricea clavata
Lineage: Eukaryota; Metazoa; Cnidaria; Anthozoa; Malacalcyonacea; Plexauridae
Source: the annotation of a GenBank genome assembly
GUCUUAGUUUCUAUAUAAGCAUGCCAACCAACUGCACCACCGAGAACUCAGAUACUUGUGGCAUACUCGUUUUACGUGACUUUGUUUGAGUAAUGAUGUGUACUUGUACAAAAACCAACCUUGUUCAAGUCCAUGCAGCUUUUGUAUUCAUCUUCUGAGUUGCUCAACUUCAACACAAUAGAAUUUUGUGUUUGCACAUAAAGCAUCGAAGGUGGUUUGGGCAUAUGGUUUAAGGUAUUGUUCCAGAUAAGAACACGACCAGGUUGUUGAUGAAUGCCACACAUGACAUCGUUGUUAUCUUUGUAGAAAACUGUCUCACCAUAGUCGUUUUUCUUCAUGUCCUCAUUAAGAAAUAUCUGCACCGUUAAACCUUUGUCAUCUAGAGAGGAAAUUAUAUCGGUCUUAUUCAGCUUAAAGGGGAAGUCGAGUCUGUUCUGCGCAUCGGUUCUGCGCAUAACAAUGUGAGGACCUCUAAUGUGAAAAUUGCCCAAAUUUCAAAUGUUUCGUAUUUUUCUGAACAUAAACUCUAUUUCAUAUUCAUUUAGAAGCAUAGUGAACCAAAAUGGUGUUAGAUAUUCAGACAGUACAUCAUAUUUUAAAAAAUAUAGCAGUUCAAAAUGUAAACAAACCGUUUGUUUACAUUACGGACUUGACUUCCCCUUUAAGUUUGCACAACAAGAAAUAUGGGUAUGGCAUAUGCUUUGCAGUUUAAUCUGUUUCUGAACAUUUUGUAAAUAUGACAGUUUUGAAAAUACAAGGGUAUAACCCAUUGAGCGCCUGAGCACUCUCCCCUUGACCAGUAAAAUCAUCUGGCAUUAGACAGAGUAAAAUAAUAAAGUAGGGCAUGUUAGGGUGCAGUGCGAGUUAAUGGGUUCAGCACCACUUCCUGGUUGGUGGAGUGAUACGGUCUUGUCUAAAGGUUGCACUGUCUUGGCGUACAAGUUCGGCAUGGCAUACAUUGGGCCUAACGGCAUAACAUUUACAUGUUACCUGGCUUCCCUAUGUUCGACACAGGUUUAAAAUCCAUUCUGUAUGCCAUCGUAAACAUAGCAUAACAUACAAAUUGUUCACUUCCAGUAAGUUGUUUUAAAAUUUUUGACAGUUCUUUCCAGACUCUUGUACGUUCAAACAUUUCUGUGGACACAGGCGAAACCCAUGUUGUGUUUGAUUUCAUAUCAAGAGAAAUUUCUUUAAAACUAUCUUUUUGAUUUAAAACCCAUGGCCUGUGUCCUACGAGGUAGCCAUUUAACCAUUUAAUCUCGUUGCGUUUUAACAAAUUGUCGACCAAAAAUACUUUCUCAUUUUCAUGUUGGCAUCUUGUCUCCACAUUUAACUCCUCUGUAGUGACAUAAUAUUGAAAUAUUAAACAUAAAAUUGAGAUAAAUUUAUUAAGAAAAUAUGCCAUUGUUUUGGUUUGAUCCUGUUUGGCUCUGUUUAGUGUUUACGCCAAUCUCGUACCCAGAGCCAUCGUUGAGAUUGUGUUUAUGCUUCAUUGUUUACAAACAAUGAAACAAAUGCUAAUUUGCAACUAUGCAUUUCUGCGAAACGUGGCCAAUUGUAUAGCUACCUAUAGGAUAAUAUGGGAUAAUGUAAGGUAGAUAUGUGAUAGAUGAUGACAUUGGGGAAUAUUGUUGCAUUUUAUGUGGUAAUUUAGUACAUAAUAGUACAAUUCAGGAUAGGAAAGGAUACACUGUUAUAAUGCAAUAGUUAUCCCGUGUAGCACAAUAAUGUACCAUAUUGUACACCAAUGUACCAUAUAAACAAAUGUUCCAAAUUUUGAAAUGAAAAAUAAUGUAGAAGGAAUGAAAAAAUGUAAAAAAAGAAAGAAAAAGUACAGUACAAAAUGGGGAACCAGUUAUCAAGUAUAGCUCCUUCACAGAUACUAAGUGUAGACCACUAUUUCACUGAUCUACGUGAUUAUGAAUAUGACACAAGGUAUUGUCAUAAUCUAAUUCCGUUCCACUGUUUUCAUUGACUUUUGACAGAAUGACAGGUUUUAUGAAAUUUGAAUGUGUAUUUUUCAUUGUUUCUCUUAAAGCUUGGGCAGUACAAGGUUUUUCAAAGUUGCAAGAGCAAAGCACAAGUAUGAAAUAUCCUCUUAUACUUGAGUGAAACCUGAAACCAAUUUUCUUUGUGUAAUAAUACACCCUUUUGAUAAUUACGUCCCACAUACUUUUUGGUCUUGGAGCUUCGCUCUCAUUAAUAAAUUAUUGCAGGUGAUUGGCUCACGAUUCAUGAGAGUGAGGCUCCCAGGUCAAUUGUCAAAUGAAGUAAUUAUCGAAAGAGUGAAUUAGUGUCUAUUGCAUUGUUGACAACUCAUCUCUGUACCAGGCUGUUCAAAAGCUUACACAUCACAUUGUUCGUGUCUUUCACCUUUUGUGACUGGCCCAGAUUGGAAAGUUUGCAGCAUGCGGGCAAUUAACCCCCUUCACACUUUAUAGUCAUUUUCAGCUGGGCUUGCUGACACUUUCUGUUUCCCUGCACGCUUUGGUAAUAUUUAGGAAUAGAAAUUAUUGUAAAAUUAUACACAUCAAGCCCAGACCUUGAGUCCUUGGAUGUGCAGUCACUAAUAUUUACAAAUUUACAUUUUUGAAAUCUCAGGUUUGCAAUUUCCAAACUUUUGUGCCUAAAAUGAAGAAAAACAAAAUUGGUUGCCUGUGCAAAAUGGUAGCCAAAAUUUGAUCUGACCAGCAUGUUUUCAAUCUGGUGACUAGGGUUCAAUUCCUAACAAUGAACUGAUAAGAGAUGUCCUCUACUAGACCUCUAAGAAGAACACUAGUUUAGAAUUAUUAUUUGUGCUGAGUUCUAGAGGCCAGAGCUCUUUUUGAUCUGCCAAAUUGAGCUGAAUAACAUCUGCCAUUAUCUGGACUUUAUCCGUUAUGUAAGGCCAAAUAAAAUAAAAACUUGGUUAGCAUCCCCGCCCGCCUCUCAAUUUCUGCCGCCUCUGAAUUUUUUUUAUGUAAAUCUCUUCGUUUUACAGCUUAAAACAGUUUAAUAUUUGAAAUUUUUCUCAUGCUCAGACCUUGACGCUAUAUACUGAUCGAUAGGAGCGCGUGGGCUUGGGUAUAAAAGGUUCUUAUAGCAAAAUGGCGACCUUUGCAACAUCAGUACAAAAAUAUCACUGAUAUAGUGGAAAAACCACCCCAUCCCCCCAAAAAAUACUGUUAAAAAAUUAAAAAACGAGUAAAAAUUUUAAAAAAAGCGCCCGCCCGUCACUGAAAAUUUGUGAGAGUGUGACACUAACCAAGUAUUUUUGUUCAUUUGGCCUAUGUGCAAGCCGGAUCACCAGCGCCUGAGCUGAAAACCCUGAGUUUGCAAAGCACAAAUUGAUAGAGCUAUCCACUAUAAAUAAAGUUAGUUUCAGUUUAGAUUUCCAUGUGUAUAAAACUGCAUGGACCAAUAAGGCUGACUUGUACUGGAUCUUAGGAGGACAGUUUAGAACUAAUUAUAGGGCUAUCCAGUAUAAAUAAAGUUUGUUUUAAAUUUUUUUGUUUUGGUGAAGUUAGUAUUUAUUAAACAAUUCUUUGUAUCAUAUUUUUUGUCUUUAGGGAAGGCUUAUGUGUUGUAAAAGUAUUUGCCAUUCAAGAUCCUUCAUUACCACUACAGACUUACUAUAAACAUAUCAAAGAAAUCUCAGAUAAAUUACAAACUAUUCCAUACAUUCUACCAUUUCAAAAGAUCAUUAUCACAGAAAAAGCUGGCAUUUUGGUGCGACAAUAUAUGAAGGAUAAUUUGUACGAUAGAAUAAGGUAUUGCUAAACUGCACGGGUAUUAUUAUCCAAUUAGGUAACCACGUUACCUGCAAGCGACUGGAACUAACUGCAAACCCAGAAGGUCUUGUGUGUGCUAGUAUAGUAGAAAAUCUCAUUCAAAUAAUAUUUGGUUACCUGCAAAAAAGUAAAUAUACAGGCAUGCUAAACAGUUUUAAAUUAAAGGCAUUUUAGGCAGAAUUACAACAAUACAAAUUAUACAAUUGAAAAUAAGUUCUGAGAUGCUAUGUUUGAAGGCCCCUGUGGUGUCUGCCAUAUAUUUUACAUGCAAUGCUGAAUGCACCUCACGCUGCAUAUUUUAGAUGCAAUGCACCUCAAUUAACCUUUUAUUUGCAGUACAAGGCCAUUUUUAAACCUUCUUGAGAAGAAAUGGAUCGUGUUUCAACUGUUGUGUGCGCUUGUACAGUGUCAUCAAAAUCAGGUAUUGAAAAUCUAAUAAAGCUCUUUAUUUAUUAAUUAUUUAUUGCAUUUAAUACCCAAUCAACCUCAAUAUAUUAGUCCCCCCCCCAAAAAAAAAAAAUCCCAAUUUAUUGGUAUAUUCAGACCAUGAUGGAAUUUUUAUUUAUGUUUUAUCAAUUUUACUAGGAAAUGCCAUUGUUUUCCUUUGCUAUAUUGUUUCCUUAUUUAGAAUAAUAAGAAUUUCAUCCCCCAUCAAAAAUGCUUAGGAAUGAAAUACAAACUGGAAGGCCUAUAAUAUAAAUGUACACAUACAUGUACCUAUUUUUACAUUUUUAUGCAAAAUAAUGCAGUCUUAAUUUAGGUACAAUAAAUGAUCUAUUAAAUGUUUGUUCAUUAAAUCUUUGUACUUUACAAGAGCUGUUCUAAUUAUAAUUGAUUAUUAAUUAACCCAAUCAUCUGGCAUUAGACUAGAUAAAAUAUUAAAGUAGGGUGCAUUAGGCCACAAUGUAACUUAAUGGGUUUAAACAUUGUGGUUUAACCAGGGCAUUCAUUAGGGAGUGGGUGUUAGAACUUAGAGGAUUUACAGUAACUGUACAUUGACAGAUCUACCAUGGUGAUAUUAAAACUGAGAACAUUAUGGUGACAAGCUGGACAUCUGUGUUACUGACAGACCUUGCUUCGUUUAAACCCACCUAUCUUCAAGAAGACAAUCCAGCAGACUUCUCGUACUUCUUUGACACAUCACGAAGGCGGACAUGUUAUUUAGCACCAGAAAGAUUCUUGGACAGCCGUACCAGUGACUUGGCAAGUUCUAGCUUGCCUUCAGAGCAGCAGGGAGAUAACUCAUUAGAUCUUGGCCUCAUAAAAGAUCAUGUCUCUGAACUGACAUCAAAAAUGGAUAUUUUUUCUUUGGGGUAAUUAUGCUAGUAACGUCAGUAACACAAUAUGUUGGCCAGUCAUUAUAUACUCAUGCAAAACUUGAGAGUAAGUUUUGAGCUAAUCAGAGUGCUCUAACACAUGUGAUGGCCAUAAUACAUGGGCUGGGCUUCGUUGGUACGUUAGUCAGAGCAAUCUGCAAUCGUCUUUCACCUCUGAAAUUGCAUGUGAGUUUGAUUCUUGACUCGUAUGACACUUUUGUGAAAAGAGUCUGUCCAAUGUCCAUGUUCUAUCAAAACAGACAUAGGCACCCGUGGUCCAGAGUGUGCUCUUGAAGGGGUACAUUCAUCUGUCGUUAGAAAGAGUAAAAUAAUGAAGUAUGGCUAUGGAUUAACUCGUGUAUAUAUAAUUUCAUGUGACUCAUGGGUUGUAUUCUAAAAACUUUGCAGAUGUGUGAUAGCGGAGUUGUUGAGCGAAGGUGCUCCAUUAUUUGAUCUAUCGAAACUUCUUGCAUACCGCAGUGGAGAUUAUGAUCCAGCUCCCGCUCUGGAGAAAAUUGACGACAAGCACAUCAGGGUAAGCCUCGAACCUCGUAAUACACUGCACAGAACUGAGAAUGCUACCUGUAGUUUUUUAAGGCAUUUGAAUUCCUCUCAAAUUCUGCUGCUUUCUCGUGUUAUUGUCGCUACCUACGCUUGCACAGAACGUGCGAAGUUUAUAUACAGAAUUGACUCGUUAAAAUAUAAAAAUAUAUAUUUGUUCUUGGGAUUGUCCAAUUUUAUAUGAAUUAAAGUGCGACUAAACCCCAAAUAUGAUUUUCGGAAUGUGUAAUAUUUGCGUCAUUCAUUGUUUCUAGGAAUUAAUAACUGAGAUGAUUUCUAAAAAUCCAGAACAACGAAGUGAAGCGUCCGAAUAUCUUGAUAAAUAUAGAGGUAAUAAUUUACAUGUUUCGACAGCAUGUUUUGAUUAAAACGUGUAAAAUGAUCUUAACAAUACGUAGCUUUCAGUAACGGCUGCAUUCCAGUUGUGCGUUUUUUCCAUGAUAUUUUUCAUUUUUUUCCAUGAUAUUUUUCAUUUUUUUCCAUGAUAUUUUUCAUUUUUUUCCAUGAUAUUUUUCAUUUUUUUCCAUGAUAUUUUUCAUUUUUUUCCAUGAUAUUUUUCAUUUUUUUCCAUGAUAUUUUUUAUUUUUUUCCAUGAUAUUUUUCAUUUUUUUUCAUGAUAUUUUUCAUUUUUUUCCAUGAUAUUUUUCAUUUUUUUCCAUGAUAUUUUUCAUUUUUUUCCAUGAUAUUUUUCAUUUUUUUCCAUGAUAUUUUUCAUUUUUUUCCAUGAUAUUUUUCAUUUUUUUCCAUGAUAUUUUUCAUUUUUUUCCAUGAUAUUUUUCAUUUUUUUUCAUGAUAUUUUUCAUUUUUUUCCAUGAUAUUUUUCAUUUUUUUGUCAUUACAUUUUUUCUUCUUUAGGCUGUCUCUUUCCUGAAGAAUUCUACACAUUUCUACGUGUAUUUAUGGUUCGUUUUGCAUCAUUACCAGUCCUAACCCCUGACGAAAAAAUUGCACGGUAAUUCUCAGAAUUUACAAGACAACUUGAUGUCAAAAUUUAGACCAUCAUUUAAAUAAUAAUACGCACGAUUUCAUUGCACUAACAUUCUAAUUAAUAAUUCAUGAAGAAAGCGGAAAAUCGUGACUGUGAAGGAGCUUGUAUAUCUGAUAUAAAAUCCUGCUGAUUUACGUGUUCAAUUUGAAUUCACUUUUCCCCAGCGAAAUGACAAUUUAUGUCUUUAUAAAGAUUAUUGAUGCAUAAGAACGUUUUCAUGAUGACGAAUCACAAGCUAUAUACAUUAUUCGACUCGUAUUUGUGUACUGUAUACAAACAUUUGUAUUCUUCAACAAUUUAAAAUAAAUAGAUGAUAUUUGGUGAGAAAAUUGAACUUAAAGUUUAUGUAAAUCAGCAUGAUUUUGUAUCAGAUAUACAAACUCCUUCACGCUCAUGAUUUCUUUUGUGUUUUCUUCAUGAAUUAUUAAGGAGGUUUUACAAAACCAUAUGCAACACGGCCGCUCAUUGUUACAUAAUUAACACAAGAAUUACGAAUACAUCGUAAGGUCAAACGCAGUUGUUACAGGAGAAAGCAGGGGAGAAAGGAACAGGACAUUUGUCACAUUUAAUACCUCAACCCUAAUUAAAGUAAUUAAAUCUAUUUCAGAAUUGCAGAUUGUAUUUCUGCGAUCUUAAAAGAAUUUGCAAAGGUCGAAAACGAAGACACAAAAGUGGAUCAUAGUAAGAAAUUUCAUCAAAACAAUAGCGUGUAUAACACUUUCAAAACAGCCUAUUAGGACAUGCACUCAGCCACUCACCAAUGAGUGAGAAAAAUUAAUGUUUAUAAGACUUUCAGUAUACAUUCGACUAUUGACCGUAUUAAGGGCCCACAGUAAUUGGUACCAUACUGUUGUGGUGACCCUGCCAUGAAUGCAUGAUAAUGGCGAAGUUAAAUAAAUAAAUAAAUAAAUAAAUAUGUAUUUCAGUAUGCAUUCCAAUGUCAGGGCUUGAAAUAACGUUCCCAAAGUCCCCGAUCAUGGUGAUCGGCAGUCAUGACUUUCCCUGCUUUUUCAGGUUGGAAACCCUGCUUUUCCGCCGAUCAUAAGAAAUUUCUUGCCGAUCAUUGAUCGGUAAUCGGCUGUUGACCAUCUUUACAUUCGACUAGUGGCAGUUUUUCUGUAUGCAUCCGAGCAUUGACGGUUUUUGGUGUACAUUGAAAUAUUGAUCUUUCCUUUGCAAGGGUUUAGUGUAGGAAGAAUGAUUUUACAAUAUAACUAUAUUGUUUUGAUUUCAGGUAGCCUCGUUUUAAUUAUUUCCUUGGUUACGUCAAGUGUUCGGAACUGUGUUGUGAGUAGCAUUUUUUUCUUCUUCAUUUUCAUUCGUGUAUGAUACAAUAUACAAUAUGCAAUAUGCAAUAUGCAAUAUACAAUAUACAAUAUACAAUAUAUAAUAUACAAUAUACAAUAUACAAUAUACAAUAUACAAUAUACAAUAUACAAUAUACAAUAUAUAAUAAUAUUUCACAAACAUAUUUUGAGUUCAAGUAAAGUGGGGCUUUGGUGGCGCAGUCGACAGAGAAAGCGCCGUUCACCUCUGAGAUCGUGGGUUCUAUUCUCACUACAGCCUCAUGUGAAAAGAGUCAGUCGACGCUCUGCCAAAAGUUCUGGGGGUUUUUUUCAUGCACUCCGGUUUUCUCCCACAGGGAAGGAUAAACACGGUUAAGAACAUAAUAUCACAAUCGUUGUAAACACAAAAGCUUUUAUAUUCAUAGACGUUUUUGUGUUUCAGUACUGUGAUUCGAAGUUAAAAUGCCUAGACCUGCUACUACUAUUGGCACAGAACUCAAACGAUGAAAUGAUUUUAGAAAGAGUUGUACCGUACAUUUUAUACCUUAUCGGAGAUAGUGUACCCCGGGUUAGAGCCCGGGCACUUUGGACCUUGACACAGACCUUACAACUUGUACAAAUGUUGCCACCAAAUGAGGGGAACAUCUUCCCAGAGUACAUACUUCCUGCAUUGGCUAAUUUUCCCGAUGAUCAAGAGGUGAUAGUUCGUAUAGCCUACGCAGAGAACAUCGCACCUAUAGCAGAGACCGCGCUGAAAUUCCUGGAAAUGGCUCAGUUACGGUAUAAUAACAUGGAUACGGAAGAUGGAGGAACGCAGCAGACUUUGCGAUACCAGG